AUGCCCAAGCUAUCUUUUGCGGUGUCUGAGGAUGAGGCGACUCUCCUAACUGUCAUGACGCGCGGCCUGGCGACUGAUGUCGAGAUCAUGGCAGGCAAGGACCUGGGCUAUGCGAAGAAUCGGGCUAUUGAUAAGCUUUGGCAGAACAUCCCCUUUUGCCACGCUGUUGCAGCGCUAGCAAACCUCCGGAUUUUUGACGCCGAAUCUGGAGAGGAGCUGCAAGAAGGAGAGGCCGUGAAGGAUGGAAUGAAGCUGCUCCUGGCGAUGGAGACGCCCGCCGGAGGGGGGCCAUCCGCUGCAGCCUCUGCCUUCGCCUCCGUGGUCUCCGCAGUCGGCCGGCACAAGCUGGGCCUUGAUGGCGAUGGAAAGGCUGCGGGAAGCCGCGAAGAGCUCCAGCAGCUGCCUUUGAAAGAGCUGAAGGCCCGACUGAAGGAAGCCGGACUCUCGACCGAUGGCUGCCUGGAGAAGAGCGACCUGAUCGACCGAUUGCUUGGAGCCGCACAGUAG
Messenger RNA from Symbiodinium sp. CCMP2456, 507 nucleotides. The record is from the annotation of a GenBank genome assembly. NCBI's taxonomy places the organism in Eukaryota, Dinophyceae, Suessiales, Symbiodiniaceae.